Molecule: messenger RNA, 1936 nt
Organism: Triticum dicoccoides
Lineage: Eukaryota; Viridiplantae; Streptophyta; Magnoliopsida; Poales; Poaceae
Product: rhamnogalacturonan I rhamnosyltransferase 1-like
Exons: 9
Coding region: 561-1211 (216 amino acids)
Source: RefSeq, a predicted model, not a curated record
CGCGCCCGCACCCAACGCAACCCAAUCCCCUCGUCCCGCACGCCGUGCACACUCCGGUCCCCUCAUCCCGCACGAACCCUAGGAGAGAGAGAUAUGAAGAUGAGAGGGAGAGAAAGGGGAGAGGAGAGGAGAGGGAGGUCCGGCAUCGGACGAGAGAGGGUGACCGGCCGGCGUCGGCCUACACCGGCGAGGCGUCGGCCUGCGCCCCUCCUCGCGCACGAACCCUAGCUUGAGAGACAAAAUGAGGGGGAGAGAGAGAAGGGAGGAGAGAAGGUAGAAAAAGAGAGGAAAGAGGAAAGGGAGGUGUGGCGGCUGACAGGAGAGAGGGUCAUCGGCCGGCGCCGGAGAGGACGGGCCCGACCUGGACGCGACUUGUUUCCCUAAGUCAUGCCUUUUGUGUCGCUGUCUGAUUUCAAUCGAUUCGUCUCCUUCCUCAUGCCUCGGAGCACGCUGUAGCCUGCAGGCGGAGUGGCAGCUAGGGUUGAGGCGGAGGGUGGAGCUCCGCCAAACAUCCGACCCCCUCGCACGCGACACAACCAAACCAUAACCGCCUGAUCCCAAUGCGCAGGGGCCUCGGCAGCGAGGCGUUGGUGCGCCGGCACCGCGCAUGGGUGCAGUUGUGGGUCGCGGUCACGGCGCUGGUUACCGGCACCAUCUGGCUCUGGUCCUCUUCCUCUGUUGUCCUCUUCGGCACCCACAAGGUCCAGGAUUUUGUUGUAGAUGAGUUGUGGAGAACUGUAGAUUCAAAUGGUUGGAGAGCAUCUUCUGCACCACGCACCUAUUGGCCUCCCCCACCAACUGAAUCUGGGAGCAAUGGGUACUUGCGUGUCCGGUGUAAUGGUGGCUUGUCCCAACAACGAAGUGCAAUAUGUAAUGUUGGCGCUCUACCCAUGGAUUCCGGCAUUAGCUUGAAACGCUCAGGACAAAUUGGGUCUCGGCCAAUGGUGGAGAAGACGGAGUACAGGGAUGAGCCGCUCGAGCACGGUUUGAUGGGAUGUUCGUGUGCAAGAUGCAGAAGUUCGCCAGAAGGAAGAAGAGUUGGGCGUCGAGGAGGAGAAGAAGGUGGUAUGCGAGGUGCUUGCAGGCCCAGCAGCAGGAGGCCGUCCUUGAGGUGCUCCUAUGGAUGGUCCAUUCCAGCGCUGGGCCUACGUGUUCAAUGCUGGCCUCACCAUCCCCUUCUUCCAUUGGCUCAUCGGCCCGUCAGAGUUUAGAGAUCUAAUACUCCGCACUGCCUCCCAUCCAUUUUUAGAUAUAUAUAUUUAUAUAAGGUUUAUCAUCACCCCAUGGAUCAUGUGUUGUUGAUCGACCAGGUUAUUGAGGUGGAGGUCAACGGGGUGAGGCAGAGAAGUGGAGUGCUCAUAAAGAAACGAAGCUGCUGCCUGGACUCGCCACUGCCACCGCCUCCAGUCGCUUCCGCCUAGGCAUCCCGUCGCUAGCAAGGAGCAACUGUUGCUAUUGGGACUGGUGCUUGUGUAGUUGUUGCAGCUAUUCUUGAGGGCUGAGCUGAACAUAUUUGAAAAAGGAUAUUCUGACGCCUAAUAAGGAUCAAGAAAACAACAGAGAUGCUAAGAGGCAACCUUUUGGGGUUAAGGAUAUAAACAACAACAGGGCUUAUGAGACCGAAGAGAGCUCAAGUGGUGUCUUUUGAUUCUUGAAGGCCUGCACUUUCCUGGUGGAGUAGCAACAAAAUAAUUCAGAGGCUUUAAAGCUAAUGCACUUCACGUAGUUAGGAUCAAUUCUUUGUUUCGGUUUGAAAUACUUCCCAGUUCCUCCUAUUUGAUUGAUUCAUCUAAUUGACAUUUUGUCAGGCAAAUAUUAGGCAAAGGAUAUGUACCUUUUUUUAAUAUAGAAGGGUCUAAUUCUUAUCGUGUGUACUUGCUCAAACAAAAGAUUAUUGAAAAUAUGUAUAUUUUCAACUCGAUGUGGUUUUGAAUUA